Colletotrichum orchidophilum is the source of this 408-nucleotide messenger RNA. RefSeq lists its product as uncharacterized. The coding region runs from base 1 to 408 and encodes 135 amino acids. Lineage: Eukaryota; Fungi; Ascomycota; Sordariomycetes; Glomerellales; Glomerellaceae. The record is from RefSeq and is a predicted model, not a curated record. The transcript is spliced from 3 exons.
AUGGAUUUCAACGCUGCAGCCACUCAAGAUCCUCGAGAAGUUGACCAGUCCACCAUGGACUAUCACGCCCAAGAACUGAACAACGCGCUCCCGUGGGCGAGAACCGUCAGGCUAUGGAGGGCCAACAGCGGCGCACCGGCGCCUCAGCAGUACUCGGAUGUCGGCCCGGAUGUCGGCAUUGAGCGAUUUACGUGGCCGCCGCCGCAGAGCUACGACAGCAGAGCAGCGCUUCUGAUGCGGGGGAUAAUGGCUGGCAAGGGCCACGAGACUUGCCAGAACCCACCGAGGACCGGUGCGGAGCACCGGCGCGGCGACGACUGGACGUUGGCGGACUUCGUGUCCCUAUCAUCUGAGCGGGUGGCGCCGGACCCAUUAGAGAUCCGGAAGAGCCGGAGACCUGCGCCCUGA